Drosophila persimilis is the source of this 926-nucleotide messenger RNA. It is a transcript of the gene Prosalpha6T, whose product is annotated as proteasome subunit alpha type-1. The record is from RefSeq and is a predicted model, not a curated record. The transcript has a single exon. Lineage: Eukaryota; Metazoa; Arthropoda; Insecta; Diptera; Drosophilidae. The coding region runs from base 24 to 857 and encodes 277 amino acids. Gene Ontology annotation, cellular component: proteasome core complex, alpha-subunit complex; proteasome core complex; nucleus. Gene Ontology annotation, biological process: ubiquitin-dependent protein catabolic process.
AAGCAAAGAACUCUUCUUAGAAGAUGUUUCGCAAUCAGUACGACAACGAUACGACGGUGUGGAGUCCACAGGGACGCCUCUUCCAGGUGGAGUAUGCCAUGGAGGCGGUUAAGCAGGGAGCGGCCACCGUCGGACUUAAGAGUAAGGACUACGCGGUGCUCAUUGCUCUGUGCCGCGCAUCGGAGACGGAAACGAUGCAGCCAAAGAUUAUGCCAGUGGAUAUGCACAUGGGCAUAUCAAUUUCAGGUCUGACUGCUGAUGCCCGCUUAAUCUGUCAGUAUAUGAGGACCGAGUGCUUGUCCUAUCGGCAUUCGUACUCCGGAAUCAUACCAGUGAACCGGCUGGUAACCAAUCUUGGCAACAAGAUGCAAGCGACCACCCAGCGCUACGAUCGCCGGCCCUAUGGUGUGGGAAUUUUGGUCGCGGGCUACGACGACGCUGGAUCGCACCUUUACCAAGUGAUGCCCUCAGCGGUGGUCCUCAACUGCAAGGCCAUGGCGAUCGGUUCGCGUUCGCAGAGCGCUCGCACCUACCUGGAGCGUCACAUGGACAGCUUCGAGAACUGCUCGAUGGACGACUUAAUUUGCCACGGUAUUAAGGCCAUUCGCGGCUCGCUGGGCUACGAGGAGAAUCCAUCCCUCGCAAUAAAUGUCGCCAUCGUGGGCGCCAAUCUACCAUUCAAGGCCUUGGGCGACGAAGAGAAUCAUAAGUACCUCGAAAUGGCUAAGGCCAUAGACAACCCAGAAAAGGUAGCCGACGAGGCACCCCCAAGCGAUGACGAUCUCUUGGGCCAGGGCCCGAGUGCACCGACCGAUGGCGAGGAUGCUGACACCAUUGCAUCCACAGAGGACAUGUAAAUUCGAGAACAUUCAAAAUUAGUACCUGUUUCGUUGAUUAGUUAUUAAAAUUAUAUGAGCGUUACACAA